GCAUGGCGAAAAAAGUGAUACCAAAAGCUAUAUAAGAAUGAAAUGAGCGGGGAAAAAUCAGAGUUGCGUAUCGUCGUCUACUUGUUAAGGUUACUUCGAGCUAAAUAGCACACAUAUUCUAAUUCCAGUCCAAUACAAUAUGCGUGCAAUGCUGAUUCUGUUUUUUCUUCCGUUGCUUGUCCCCGUGAAAAACGACAGCCCACCGGACGUUACAAGAGAGCUCCGGCAAAUGGCGUCCCAGAGCAACCCGGAGCAUCGUCAAUACGUGUACAGCUCCAGUCUUGUAAAAGUGACUUCGGAGCAGGAUAUCGUGAUAAAUGGCGCAGGCAUCAGGUACAUUCAGCCUGGGGCUUUCAACGGUUGUGAGACGGCCCAGACUCUCAUGAUGGCAGACAACAAAUUGACUACCCUGACAGGAGGCAUGUUUCAUGGUCUGUGUGACCUUACGGUCAUGAAUUUUUUCAAUAAUACAAUUAUGGACGUUGCCAAUGGAGCCUUUGAUACUCUGCCAAAUUUGAUAGAGUUGGAAUUGAGCUAUAAUCGCUUGAGUAGACUCGGCGAUGGUGUCAGAACCGGACUGAAAAAUCUGCGAACGUUGAAAUUGAACGAAAAUCCUUUUAUUUUGAUGAGAGAUGGAUUUACGGGAUUUUCGAAGCUGGAACUGCUCGAAUUAUCUGGGGCGAAUAUCUCGGUGAUUUCUCUGGGCAGUUUCAACGGCCUAGAUCAACUUCAGCGGUUGGAUCUUUCCAAUAAUAAGUUCACCUCUACUUCGGAAGCGUACUUUGAAACAUUGGCACAGUUGAAAGAACUGGAUCUCUCAAUGAAUGCCAUUUCUACUAUUCGCAAACGUACCUUCAGUGGAUUAACGAAGUUGACGGACUUGUGGCUGAACAACAACCAAAUUCAGGUUCUCGGCUCUUAUAACGCUUUCGAGUGGAUUACAAACCUGAAAAAGUUGUACCUGAAUGGUAAUCCACUACGCAUGUUGAACGUGGCAGUUUUUAGCAAGAUAGAAAGUGUCGAGAUUGAGCCUGGAUUUAAAUGCGAGCCAUCCCAAGAAGUUCAGAAGAAUUUUGUCAAUGCGACAUCUCGCUGGUUUAUUUGUAAUGAUUCUGAUGGGAUUUUUUUACCUUACCACUGCUACGCAAUGUAUAUCGUUGGUCAAUUGGAAUAGGAAUGUCACAGAAAUUAUGCAAAUGUCAUUUAUUUGUAUCGAGACUGUAAUGAUACAGACAAGAAUUCAUUAUUGAGAUAAUAGAUAAAGUCAUAUAUCGUUCCAAGUCUGAUAUUUCAUGAAAUUUUUUAGCCUCAACAGCCUCGAAACGCUGCGAUAAAUACAAAAUAGUUCAUAGUGAUUCGACGCGCUUAAGUACGUCAUAUUUUUCUCGUACGAAUUUUGUAUCUUACUAUAUUUAUUGCGAAUUGUAAGAAAAAUACAAAAUAUCACGCAUAUCUCAUUUUAUAAUAUUGUGUGCAUGUCGAGUUAACCUCAAGCUGCAGAGAUAAAAAGGAAAAAUAAAGAACUCUCGUGUAUCCAAUGGCGCUAAUAUUGGACACAUUGAGUUCCUGUAUCAUUAUAUGUGCAUCGUCAUAGCCGGUGAUAAUAUUUUAUAAAUGAAGUGAUUCGUAAUAAUAUAUGAACUUGUUAUCGGGAUGCAUGCAACAUUUGUCAUUACCUGAUAAGCACGUUUCACGCAGGCGUACACUAUGUUAAUAUUUUUCGGUUGAAAACAUGCUACAUCUAGGCUCAAAUAUCUAUCAAUAUUCUAAUUCUGUGCAAGCAUAGCGAAGUCAGGAAGCUAAUUAAAUACAGCUAAAAUUCCAAACC
Molecule: messenger RNA, 1828 nt
Organism: Diprion similis
Lineage: Eukaryota; Metazoa; Arthropoda; Insecta; Hymenoptera; Diprionidae
Product: insulin-like growth factor-binding protein complex acid labile subunit
Exons: 1
Coding region: 140-1174 (344 amino acids)
Molecular function (GO): protein binding
Source: RefSeq, a predicted model, not a curated record